UAUUUAGGGCUUAUGGAGGGAAAAAGUGGGAAAAUGUUGGUAACUAUUACUGAACUUGAAAAUGAAAACGUUCACUGCAGAAUCAAGCACCAGCUAUGCCUAUUUUUACCAUUCUUCUUUCCUUCUUGCAAGAAAGAAGCUUUAAAGGUAAUCUUUUCCGGUCUCGUCACUUCUCUAUUAUAUUUCUUUUCCUUAUUUUCACGCUUAUUUAGCUUCAAAAUUCUUAUCUUUGGCUUUUUUAGCUUUACCCUGACUAGGGUUUUAGUGUUCUUCUGCAAGCCCAAUUUGAUCUUAGCAUCUCUAAGUUUCUCAUACUGAACUGGGUUUGCUGUCUUUUGAUUCUUUAUUGGAGAAACUAUUCCUUUUAAUCAUUGUUUUGAGUAUUCUAUGUUUUUAACCUUCUGUUUACACAAAAGAACUAGUCUUUUGUGCCGAGCUUUUCACUUGGCGAAGCAACUUAUCAAUCCAAGUGCAGAAGAAAUUAUUUUUGGAGCACUUUGUAUUAAUUUAAGGCAGAGGAAAUGGAAAGUGUUAAAUCAAAUGGCCCCAAGUCUAACGAAUACCUUAGUAAGCCGUGUUGUUUGCGAGUUUCGAACAUCACCAACCUUGGCUUUGGAGUUUUACAAUUUGGUUGGAGAGAAGAAGAGCUUUUCACAUUCUUUGGAAUCUAGUUGUGUCAUAGUUCACGUGUUGGUGAAUUCAAAGAGAUUUGAUGAUGCUUUGUCAAUAAUGGGGAAGUUAAUUUGUGCAGAUGGGGUGCCUCCACUGGAGGUACUGAAAGGUUUGGUUGAUAGUUAUGAAAUGUGUGAGUCAACCCCUGCUGUGUUUGAUGCAUUGGUGAGGGCUUGUACUCAAGUUGGAGCUACUGAGGGUGCUUAUCGAGUGAUUCAGAAGUCAAGAGUGGAUGGUCUUUGCAUUUCAAUUCACUCUUGGAAUAAUUUUUUGGGUCAUCUUGUGAAGUUAAACGAUAUUGCUAAGUUCUGGAAAGUUUUCAAGGAAAUGGUGUCAUGUGGAUAUGUUGUGAAUGUGAAUACUUUUAACUUGGUUAUUUAUGCUCUUUGCAAGGAAAGCAAAUUAGUAGAAGCACUGUCAGUAUACUACCGGAUGUUAAAAAGUGGGAUUUGGCCAAAUGUUGUUUCUUUCAACAUGAUAAUAGAUGGAGCUUGCCGAAUAGGGGACCUAGAAUUUGCAUUGAAGCUAGCUGGGAAGAUGAGAGCAAUGUCAGGGGACACUGUUUUUCCAAAUUCAGUGACCUACAAUUGUAUCAUCAACGGGUGUUGCAAAAUUGGAAAAGUAGCAUUUGCUCAAGGAGUUUUUAAUUAUAUGGUUAAGGUGGGUAUUGAGUGUAACACAAGGACCUAUGCAACUUUGGUAGAUGGAUAUGCUAGAGGAGGGAGUUUGGAUGUGGCACUUAGGUUGUGUGAUGCAAUGGUGGAGAGGGGCUUGAUGCCUGAUACCAUCAUUUACAAUUCAAUAAUUCAUUGGCUUUACGCAGAAGGAGAUAUGGAGGGAGCUUCUUUGCUUUUCUCUGACAUGAUUGAUAAGUGUAUACCCCCGGAUCAGUUAACCUACUCCAUUAUCAUAAAGGGGCUUUGUAGAAAUGGAUACAUGGCACAAGCUUUCAAGUUUCACAACCAAGUUCUCGGGAAACACCUUAUUCAAGAUGCAUCUUCAUACAAUGUUCUCAUUGAUUAUCUUUGUCAUAGCAAUAACUUAUCAGGAGUUAUGCAACUUUUGAGUAAGAUGUUUGUUCAUGGUUUGAUUCCUGACCUUUUUACAUAUGGUUCUCUGAUUGACAGCUACUGUAAAAACAGAAACAUAGAAAAUGCUGUGCUGGUCUACGAAAAUAUGAUAAAGAUGGAAGAAAAACCGAACUUGGCAAUAUACAAUUCCAUUAUAAAUGGCUUGUGCAAGGAGGCAUCUGUAGAUGUUGCAAAAAAUGUGCUAGAUGUGCUACAGAGGACGGGUUUACUUGAUUCAAUCACUUAUAACACUUUGAUGAAUGGGUAUUUUAGCUGUGGCAAGAUUGAUGAGGCGUGUUCUUUAAUUUCAGAAAUGAGAAAUGCCAGGAUUGAGGUGAAUAGAGUUAGUUACAAUAUCUUAAUCAACUUUUUGUGCAAGUUUGGAUGUUAUCAACAGGCAAGAGAGUUAAUGAAGGACAUGAUUCUUCAUGGCAUCAUUCCUGAUGUCAUAACAUAUACAACUCUUCUUACCAAUUUCAGUAAGAAUUGUAGUCCAGAAGAAGUGACUGAAUUGCAUGACUACAUGGUUCUCAAGGGUGUAAUUCCUGAUGAGCAAACAUACAGAGCCAUUAUUUGCCCACUUGAAGAAAAAAAUUCUGAGAAUCAAGUUAAGUUGCUAGAAUGAGUGCAUAUGGAUCCUUUAGGUCACUGAUUAUUUUGUGUAUACACUUGGUAUUUCAAGAGAUAGGAUACUGAAAUUGUUUUUUUAAUCUACUUGUAUCAUACAAAGUUUUGAUGAAUAAAGCCUCAAUGUUUAGCUGAAA
Messenger RNA from Mangifera indica (mango), 2506 nucleotides. Its product is annotated as pentatricopeptide repeat-containing protein At1g11710, mitochondrial. The record is from RefSeq and is a predicted model, not a curated record. Gene Ontology annotation, molecular function: protein binding. Lineage: Eukaryota; Viridiplantae; Streptophyta; Magnoliopsida; Sapindales; Anacardiaceae. The transcript has a single exon. The coding region runs from base 388 to 2367 and encodes 659 amino acids.